CCCGAGUGAGCAGACGCGCGGCAGCCCCGACAGGAUGAAGGUGCUGGCGGCUGUCCUGCUGGCCCUCCUGCUGUGCGGGCAGCAAGCCUCAGCUUCCUCUUCUGUGAAAUGGACAGGCCAUCCUGACGGCUACGGGCCAGCUGCUGUACAGGGCCAGCGCACAACCCCUACUGUUGCCGAUAAGGACAAUGCCAGGCUACACACAGGCAGAGGGCGGGCGCAGGAGGUCGAGGAUGACGACGUGGACUCUGGGCCCGAAGGCUAUGACGACGAGGAUGACGAGGAGGAUGAGGAGGCCAGCGUGGCUGCAGGCAGCAGCGGCACAGUGCGGCUGCGGUGCUACUCCUGCCAGACUCUGCACAGGGAUGAGAGCUGCGAACAGAUGCAGAGCUGCGCCCUCCCCAAGACGUGCAAAACCAUCGUCUCCCACUGGAAUACUGAGUCAGGUCCCCGGACCACCUACUCGGGGUGGUGUGCAGACACAUGUCAACCCGUCAGCAGGACGGUGGACGGAUCCCUGACGACCAUAUCCUGCUGCCAGGCCAGCCUAUGCAACAUCCCGCCCUGGCAGGACCCCCAGGGGAGUGGGGCAGGUGGCCCCCAGGGUAGACCCUCAACCGCGGCCACCACCCUCCUGCUCAGCCUCCUCGCCGGCCUUCAGGCAGUGGGGGUCUGAGUGGGGGGCGUCCCAUCCCCACCCCCGGCCCGGCUUACACCUGGCUGGCCAGCACUCUGUCCACUGUCUUCCCCUCCCUUCCCCUCCCCUGCCCCACCCCAGCUUUGGAGAAUAAACUGGAAGCGUCUGUAAUGAUCCGGCCAGCACUGGUUCCUCACAGCCACGUCUGCCUUUCCUCCGUUUCCCCAUCUAG
Messenger RNA from Balaenoptera musculus (blue whale), 869 nucleotides. RefSeq names its product glycosylphosphatidylinositol anchored high density lipoprotein binding protein 1 (gene GPIHBP1). The coding region runs from base 35 to 676 and encodes 213 amino acids. The transcript is spliced from 5 exons. The record is from RefSeq and is a predicted model, not a curated record. Gene Ontology annotation, molecular function: acetylcholine receptor inhibitor activity. NCBI's taxonomy places the organism in Eukaryota, Metazoa, Chordata, Mammalia, Artiodactyla, Balaenopteridae.